UUGGCAUCUGGGAAGCGAUGCAAGAGCGAUAAGCCUGGCGUAGGCCCGCGGAAGCUGCAGGAGCAUCGCUAGGUGUUGCCGCCACCAGGAAGCCGGGCUGCAGGAUGAGUAAGAGAGACUUACAGAAAGCAACAAAAGGAAAGCUUCUGAUAAUCAUAUUUAUUGUAACCUUGUGGGGGAAAGUGGUCUCCAGUGCAAACCAUCAUAAAGCUCACCAUGUUAAAACGGGCACUUGCGAGGUGGUGGCACUCCACAGAUGCUGUAAUAAGAACAAGAUAGAAGAACGGUCACAAACAGUCAAGUGCUCCUGCUUCCCUGGGCAGGUGGCAGGCACCACACGAGCUGCUCCAUCUUGUGUGGAUGCUUCAAUAGUGGAACAGAAAUGGUGGUGCCAUAUGCAGCCGUGUCUUGAGGGAGAGGAAUGUAAAGUUCUUCCGGAUAGGAAAGGAUGGAGCUGUUCCUCUGGGAAUAAAGUGAAAACAACCAGGGUCACCCAUUAACCAAGGAUAAACCAAGUGAUCCUCGAGGCUGAUUACGUUGAGCAUAUGCACAGGAACUCAACUCCUGAGGUGAUCUUGAAGGAAGAUUUUUAUACCACUCCGAAGAGGCACACCAGAGUCUGUUGUUUCCAAGGGAUUUCAUGGCUCAUAAUCAGCCCCUUCUCAAAAUCAAGACUUUUAAAAAGUCAGACAUGAACUUCUACGUCAUGAAGAUUUCAUCAGAUUUGAACUGUGUUCAACUUGUAAAACUGCAUUUGCUAAAAGAGUUUGAAGUUGCUGUCUGAUUGGUGUUUAUGGAAGAUGUCAGAGACGCUCAUGUUUUGGGCUCUUGGCUCCAGAUGUGACUGCUUUUCUUGUUUCUGAAAAUCUCCAAAGUGCCCUGGCCUUCUGUCAUGGGC
This is a messenger RNA of Equus quagga, 898 nucleotides long. It is a transcript of the gene TAFA2, whose product is annotated as TAFA chemokine like family member 2. The transcript has 5 exons. The record is from RefSeq and is a predicted model, not a curated record. The coding region runs from base 105 to 500 and encodes 131 amino acids. Gene Ontology annotation, molecular function: receptor ligand activity. NCBI's taxonomy places the organism in Eukaryota, Metazoa, Chordata, Mammalia, Perissodactyla, Equidae.